UUCGAACUCAAAAUCCAAUCACAUUCAUUUCUCCCCACUUUCACUCACAUCGGUUUCCAUUUUGAUUUGUUUAUUUCUGGAUAAACUCAGAUUGUUGUAUGUGGAUCUUUUCAACCAAGGUUGUUAAAGGACUACAGAGCCGUUUGAAUACAACAGUCCUUAAACUUAUAAGUAGUUAAUUAUAGCAUUUGGUGGGAGGCCUUAGGCUGGCUGUGCUUCAGCUGGUGUUCUAUCAGAGCGUUACAGAUUGUAUUUGGAGAAGAUGACUGUUAGAACACCAGGCACACCAGCCUCAAAAGUGGACAGGACACAAAUGGCUGUCACUCCAGGUGGAAAUACAAAUAGAGCAAGGGAAGAGAAAAUUGUUGUAACUGUAAGACUAAGGCCUCUGAGUAAAAGAGAGCAAUCAUCUAAAGAUCAGAUAGCCUGGGAAUGCAGUGACGAUCAUACUGUUGUGUACAAUCCUACUCCCCAAGAACGUGCAGCUAUACCUGCAUCUUUCUCAUUCGAUAAAGUGUUUGGUCCUGAUUGUUCAACUGAAAAUGUCUAUGAGGAUGGGGUGAAAACGGUGGCAUUAUCUGCCCUCAUGGGGAUUAAUGCAACAAUAUUUGCAUACGGACAAACUAGCAGCGGGAAAACUUAUACUAUGAGAGGAAUCACAGAGAAGGCUGUUAAUGAUAUUUACAUGCAUAUAAUCAAUACACCAGAAAGAGAUUUCCGAAUAAAGGUAUCUGGUCUUGAAAUCUAUAACGAGAAUGUCAGGGACCUGCUGAACUCUGAAUCCGGUCGCAGUCUUAAACUACUAGAUGAUCCAGAGAAAGGAACAGUGGUUGAGAAAUUGGUGGAAGAGACAGCUAAAGAUGAUCAACACUUGAGACAUCUAAUCCAUGUCUGUGAUGCUCAAAGACAAGUGGGUGAAACUGCAUUGAAUGAUACUAGCUCCAGAUCACACCAAAUUAUAAGACUGACUAUCGAAAGUACUCUUCGUGAAAACUCAAAUUGUGUGAGAUCAUAUGUUGCCACCCUGAACUUAGUAGAUCUAGCUGGCAGUGAAAGAGCCUCACAAACAAAUGCAGAGGGUAUCAGGCUCAGGGAAGGGUGUCAUAUUAAUUUAAGCUUAAUGACACUUACAACAGUAAUCAGGAAGCUAAGUGUGGGAAAAAGAAGCGGUCACAUUCCCUACCGAGGUUCAAAGCUCACACGAAUAUUGCAGCAUUCACUGGGAGGAAAUGCUCGCACUGCCAUUAUAUGUACAUUGAGUCCAGCAACAAGUCAUGUGGAACAAUCUCGUAACACGCUUUUAUUUGCUACCAGGGCAAAGGAAGUGACAAACAACGCUCAAGUGAACAUGGUAAUCUCAGACAAACAGCUUGUUAAGCAUUUGCAAAAGGAAGUAGCAAGACUCGAAGCAGAGUUACGCACACCAGACCCAUCUAAUGAGAGAGACAUAAAACUUCUGCAGAUGGAGCAGGAGAUGGAAGAACUGAGACGCCAAAGAGAUCUAGCUCGGUCUGAAGUAGAGGAGUUGCGCCGAAAACUUGAGGAAAAGAGAUUAAAACCAUCCAAUUCACAUAGCCCAUCUGUCAAGAAGUGUCUAUCAUUUUCUGGAACUUUAUUACCCGAAAGUAAUGCAAAGGAGUUAGGCCAUUGCGAAAGAGUACGAACUCUGGGAAGGCAGUCACUGAGGCAAUCAUCUACUGCUCCUUUUACUUUGAUGCAUGAAAUCCGGAAACUUGAACAUCUACAGGAGCAGUUGGGUGAAGAGGCUACUCGAGCCCUUGAUGUACUACAAAAGGAGGUUUCUUGUCAUAGACUAGGCAACCAAGAUGUAGCAGAGACUAUAGCUAAGCUUCAAGCGGAGAUAAGGGACAUGCGCUGUAUCCAGCCUUCUGCUAAGGAUGUAACUGACGUUGAAAAUGUCUUGCCCGUCAACAAGAGUAUCAGUGCUAACUUGAAAGAAGAGAUAACCAGACUUCAUUCGCAAGGAAGCACCAUAGCUGAUCUUGAGGAGAAACUAGAGAAUGUCCAGAAGUCAAUAGACAAAUUAGUAAUGUCUCUUCCAACCAAGAGAGAUCAACCAUCUACUGAUAACGGUCCAAAGAUGAAGAAUCCUGAUAAGAAGAAGAAACUGAUGCCGUUAACUUCAAAUAGUGGUUUGAACAUGCAAAACCUCAUAAAGUCUCCAUGUUCUCCCUUAACAGUUUCGGACCAAGUAUUGGACCAGGAUAUUGAAAACAGACCUCCAGUUUCCGAUGCUAUGUCUGUUGAAACUCACUCAGUUUCUGACAAAGACACUCCCACCAAAAGUGAAUGUGGAGAUGCCUCAUCAAAGGAAAACACCCCUUAUCGACGUUCAAGUUCUGUUAAUAUGAGGAAAAUGCAGAAAAUGUUUCAAAAUGCAGCAGAAGAGAAUGUUAGGAGCAUAAAAGCAUAUGUCACUGAACUUAAAGAACGCGUAGCCAAGCUGCAAUAUCAAAAACAGCUUCUUGUAUGCCAGGUGCUUGAACUGGAAGCUAACGAGGCUGCAGGAUAUAAUUUGGAUGACUGUGAGAAUAUUCCUGAGACCGAGGAGGAGUCACCAGUUCCAUGGCAUUUGGUUUUCAAAGAGCAGCAGGAGCAGAUCAUCGAGUUAUGGGACAUAUGCCAUGUCUCCAUCAUCCACCGGACCCAAUUCUAUCUGUUGUUCAAGGGGGACCCCGCCGAUCAAAUAUACAUGGAAGUGGAGCUCAGACGCUUGACAUGGCUGCAACAGCACCUAACUGAGAUGGGAAACGCAAGUCCUGCCCCUCAGGCAGGAAACGAGGCCAUAGUUUCGUUGUCCUCGAGUAUCAGAGCCUUGAAGCGUGAGCGAGAGUUUCUUGCAAAGAGGAUGAACUCGCGCAUGACAGCUGAAGAAAGAGAAGCAUUAUUCAUAAAAUGGGAAGUGCCAUUGGAGGGGAAGCUACGGAGGUUGCAGUUUGUGAACAAGUUGUGGACCGAUCCCCAUGACGAGAUACAUAUACAAGAGAGUGCAGCGAUAGUAGAGAAGCUUGUAGGCUUCGGUGGAGGAGGAAACUUGACAAAGGAGAUGUUUGAGCUGAACUUUGCACUUCCAUCUGAUAGAAGGCAAUGGCAGAUGGACUGGAACCAGAUACUCAAACCACCAUCUUUUGUUAGGAAUAUUCUGUAAGUAAACUUGAUAAUUUGAUUAAUUUAUUUAUUUGCUUCACUCACAAUGUGAUGCAAAUUGUAAGAAGUCAGCUGCUGCUUGAUCCCUUUGGCAAUUUAUUCAAAUUUAACAUA
Molecule: messenger RNA, 3282 nt
Organism: Salvia hispanica
Lineage: Eukaryota; Viridiplantae; Streptophyta; Magnoliopsida; Lamiales; Lamiaceae
Product: kinesin-like protein NACK1
Biological process (GO): microtubule-based movement
Molecular function (GO): ATP binding; microtubule motor activity; microtubule binding
Source: RefSeq, a predicted model, not a curated record